UCAAGCGGACGGUUGUCAUUGAAUGCGAAGAAGAACAUAUAGGGAGGAAAAACACACAUUUAAAUAUUUAUAAGCAAAGGAUAACACUACACUGCUUGUGUACGCGUGUGUUCGUGAAGCAAAGUGUGAGCAUUCGUGCCGCACAACCAGAAACAGCAGCAACAAGAGUGCAGUGCGAGUGAUUGAUUUAAGCUGCUAGAAAUUUAAAUAAUUAUUUAAUGCAUGAAAGAAAUCUAAAAAAAAUCCAUUGUUUAACAAAAUUCAAUAGAAGUUUUAACAACAUUAGUAAGUGUGAGUGUUUGAUGGCAACCUUUUUUACUGUGCCACUCCAAGUAAAUAAAGAAGUGAAAUAACUAUCAAAACAAUUCGUUCGUUAAAAAGGCCCAUUGUUAAGGCAACAAUUCAGUGCAAAAUGUUUGCAGUUUUCACCGGUAAACUGGGGCUAAUUAUGCCCAUUAUUAUUUUACAACUCUUAAUAACGUCCGGUUAUGCCGGUUGGUCAGAAGCCAGUAUUGUCAUCGACAUGAAUAACAUGUUGCGCGAUACCUCGACGGAAGUGAACACAAUGCCCUCAACAAUAUCCUCGAUGGCAUCAGCCACAUCGUCCUCAUCCUCCCAUAGACAAAUGACGGAGAAUAUUUUGCGUAGCGAUCAGAAGGAACACAGUGUUAGUGCUGAAAAGGAUGCCCUGUACAGUGGCUACAAUGAGCCAAGUGCUGAGCUGUUACGCUUUGUCAAUGACAAUGAAGCUGGCAAUUCCGACGAGUAUGCGAAUGCGGAUAGUGGCUUCAGCGGCAGCAGCAGCAGUGAUAGUGUUGACAAUGAAAUCCAUUUGGCUUCUCGUCAAAGUCGCAACACCAAUGACAUCAAUAACGAGGAUGACAAUAACGAUUACAUGCAGUCGUUAUCCUUAAGAGAUCAAGUUCGACUACUAUCGAAACAAUUGAAUGUUUUAAUGAAUCGUCGUCGUGAGGAUUACGAAUUGUUGGAGCGUAAUUUACGAAAAUCUCUAAGGACUCAAUGGCAGGAUAAAUCCCCAAAAUCGAAAACGAAGCACUCUGUGGUGGCCACACAAUCACAGAACGUUGAAGCGGAUGAUGAGGACAACAAUGGCCCAGUGCCACAGAACAAUGGCAAUGAUUUGGAUUUACGCAAUGAAUUGGAAGCUCUGAGACAAGAAGUUCAAGAAUUACGCAAUGGCCAAACGGCGAGUUCCUCGGGCAACAAGGAACGCCUUACCAUCGAAUGGCUGCAACAAUCUGUGUCUGAGCUGCGAAAACAACUUGUGGAAUUGCAACAAAUUGCCAGCAAUGCCAUGCGAGAUGUGGCAACACGCACCCAAAGUUGGGAGGAUUUAACCACCAUUCGUAGUGAUUUCCAACAACUUAAGCUGGAAUUAGCCGCCCUCAAGGAGCACCAACAGCAGACCGAUGUCUAUGUGCAGGAGUUGCGUGAGGAAACCCAACAACAGGAGGAGGAUUAUAAACGCCUGGCGAUGCAUAACAAACAAAUUCUCAACAAUGUGACCAAAGAUAAGGCAAGUGUAGCCAAUAAGGAGAACAUGGAGCAAAAUAUUGAGUUAAGUUCCCUGUCAUCGUCUGCAACAACUGCAUCUGUCGAUCUGUUGGCCGACCACAAAAGACGUCACCUCCGCUUUCAGCGUCAACAAUUGCAUGAACUUCAAUUGUCGCAACGUCAACUGAGGCGUCAGUUCAACGAAUUGAAAUAUCAUCGCAUUGGUGAACGUGUGCGCAGCAUUGAAAUCGAACAGCAUCGCAUAGCGGAUGCCAACUUCAAUCUAUCGCGGCAAAUUGCUUCCUUGGAUAAGUUACACUCCUCCAUGCUGGAGCUGCUCGAAGACGUUGAGAAUGUCCAAAUGAAAGUUGAUAAAAAUCUACCCGAAUUACGUCACGAAAUUUCAAAAUUGGAAUUUGGCCAUGCCCAGCUCAUGUCCGAGCAAAAUCUGGUGCGCGAAGAGGGAAAGAAUGUGGCACGCUCACUGCAGGCAAUGGCAGUCAGUGUCAGUACUUUGCAGGACGAACGUGAUGGUGUGCGUCGAAUGCAAUCAAGCGUGGGUGAAAUGCGUACCCAAUUGGAUCGUUUGCAAACAAUGGUCGACGAUGUGCAAAGAGCUCUGCAACAUCGUCAGCAUCGUGGCGCUCCAGUUAAUAAGAAAUUCCUGCAUCAUCGUGACAAUAAAUCAUCAACGAUGACCAGCAAUGUGCAUGGGGAGGAGGAGAACGCUACACAAACUGCCCAGUCAUUGGUGGCAAAAUUGGAAAAUGUCGAACAACAAUUUGAAUCAAUUAUAGCCAAGCUGCCCAAGGACUGCAGUGAGGUGACACCGAGUGAGGAUGCCCCAACUAAUGAUGGCCUGUAUAUGAUAGCGCCGACCGGUGACCAUCAUCCACAGAUGGCCCACUGCACUGCAGAUGGCUGGACUAGUAUACAGAGACGCUACGAUGGCAGUGCCGACUUCAAUCGCUCAUGGGAGGACUAUGCCAAUGGUUUCGGCUCACCGGCCGGUGAAUUCUGGAUAGGCAAUGAACAAUUGCAUCAUUUGACCUUAAACAAUUGCACUCAGUUGCGCGUACUCAUGCAAGACAUCUACGACAAUGUGUGGCUGGCCGAGUAUGGUCAAUUUUACAUAUCGUCGCGCUCCGAUGGUUAUCGCUUGCAUAUUGGUGGCUAUAGUGGCAAUGCCUCGGAUGCAUUGGACUAUCAGCAGGGUAUGCAAUUUUCGGCCAUCGAUGUGGAUCGCGAUAUAUCACAAACGCACUGUGCUGCUAACUAUGAGGGUGGGUGGUGGUUCUCCCAUUGUCAGCAUGCCAAUCUGAAUGGACGCUACAAUCUGGGCCUGACAUGGUUUGAUGCGCAGCGCAAUGAAUGGAUUGCCGUUAAAUCCAGUCAAAUGAUGAUCAAACGUCAGUCACAUGAGACAUGUAAUUAUGUGAGGGGUUUGGCGGCAGCCACUUCUACUGCGACGACAUCCACAGUCUCAGCAACGACGACUGCAACGGCGACAGCGACAAUAAAUUCUAACAAGUCGAUACCCUUAUUGAUGAAUAGCUUAAGACCGAGUAGUGACUAUUCAUCGGAGUCCGUGUAGAAGAUGAAUAUGUUCCUAACCCAUACGUGAGAUACUAUGCACACCCUAACCCCUACCACCCCACCCCCCCCCUCUUCCAAAACAUAUCUCCCCACCCAAAAAUACCUGCCUCCUCGUUGUCUUAAGUUAUUUACAUAUUAAGGGCAUUUUUUACACAGAAAAUGAGCAUAAGCAGUAUAAAUGUCGUAAAACUUGUUAGAGUUAGAACCACCAAAGCCAUACCUUACUAUAGUUCGCGGUACCGUACGAUUGUGUAGUACAUACAUAGGUGAGCCUAUCGACAUGCAUAUGUAUGUGCGAAGCAAAACGAAACCACAGACGGGGUAGGAGUAAAUGGACCCAUACUGGCAAAUGUGACCAAGGUUAUUCCUAUCCCGUCUGCCUUUUCAUAUGUAUUGUCCACAAAACACUCACCAAAAUAAACACACACGCACACAUAUUCACAGCUCUUUGUAUAUAAAGAUUUAUAAAAAAAACAACAGUUUAGUGUUUUUUUUUUGUUUUUUUUUUUUAUUAUUAUUAUUUUUAAUCUCUUAUUGUUUUAUUUUCAUUUGCAUAGAGGAAAUGAAUAAAAAAAAAAAGAAUAUAAACUAAAUCCACCAAGGAUAUACAUAAAUGUAUGUAUUUUUUACAUUUUUUAACAAUAAGCCAACAAUAACCAUAAGCGUCCAUUAACAGUCAAUAAUGCCAUCGUCAGCAACAGCAUUCGCAUCCGCCUCAUGAUAACACCCACACACACACACAUCAACCGUCAUCAUCAUCAUCUACAUCAACAUUAUGAUUAGUCGUAGGAGUAUUUGUAAGAAUGCUUAUCAAAUAAGUGCUUUGUUAAAUUCGUAUCCUUCUUUUAUUGUUUUGACAAUUUGAAAGCAACAGCAGACAACAAAUUAAUGGAAUUCUCAAAAUGCACACCAGCUACCAGGUUAGUCUGUGCGCGUGAGCGACAAUGCCAUUAAACAUUCAACAUAACCACUCAUUUCAAUACAUCAAUAAUUUUCCUAAUUCAUAAUAUGUGAGUGAAAUUUGUUUGAGCACCAUGUGGUAUGAGUUAUUUGAAUUUUAAAUUACCCAUACUACCAUGGGUUUGCUUUGCGAAGGGCAAAUAAUUUGAUAGAGACAAAGAAGCAUUUUUGUACAAUGUAAUCCCUUGGUAUUACAAAUAAAUUGUUUUUCACAAUUUAUUGGCUUCUACGUUUAAAGGGUUAUUAAAUAAGAGCUAUGGAUAUUUCAACUUAUGUAUAGUCAACAGGAAGUAGAAUACUCAGAGGUUUUAGUUAUUAUCAGUUCGAAAUUGGUUUCUUUAAAAUUUAAAGUAAUAUAUUUUGAGAUAGUUGCAUUGUUGCAAAGAACGCACAGGGUUAUAACUUGUUUAAAACACCUACAAGGAAGAGAUAUCUUAUAUAAAAAUGAAUUUGUGUUCGUUUGUUUGUUCCGUAUAGACUCAAAAAUGGCUUAACCGAUUACCUUGAAAUUUUCACAGAUUGUGUAAGUUGGUCUGUAAGGAAACAUAUGCUAUAUAAUUUUUUGAUAGCGGGAGGAGGCGGACCCUUCCCUUACCCCAAAAGUGCCACCAAAAAAUAAAAGUGUACCGAUCAGUACAAUAUGGGAUUCAAAUGAAAGGUAUUCAGGAGUAGAAUACGAAUUUCAUAUUACAAAUUGGGUCUUAACAACUGGGGGCCGCCCCAACUCCAAAAUCCCCUAAAAUAGAUUCAUUGGACGAGUAUGACAAUAUCGAACUCAAAUGAAAGGUAUUAGGGAGACGAUUACGAAUAUGGUCAGGAAAAAGAAAUAUGCUUUAUAAUUUGUUGAUGUCGGAAGUAGCGGACCAAUAAAGACAAUAUGGAUAUCAAAUGAAAGGUAAUGAUGAAUAUGGUACUUAAAAUUGGGUCCAAGUACCCAGAAAGUCACCCUAACCCUAAUCUGACUAAAAUCUGACAAAUUGAACAUAAUUUCAAUAUGGGGCUCAAAUGAAAGAUAUUCGGGAGUAGAUUACAAAUCUGGUAUACAAAAUCAGAUCGAAGUAUGGGGGUCACGCCACUCCCCAAAAAUACCCCAAAUGGGCAUCUGAACCCAUGGUGACUAUAUGGGACACGGUUUGUUUGUUUGUUCCAUGGAAUCAAAAACGGCUGAAUAGGUUUUCUCUUUAUUUUUGCAGAUUGUGUAGGUUGGUCUGGAAGAAACAUUACCCCAAAAACGCCACCCAAAUCCAAAAGUCCAACGCUAGGCGCAAUAUGGGUAUCGUAUUAAAAUUUGGGUCCAAAUACCCCAAAACUCCUCUAAACAGAUAUAUUAGACGUUCACGUUAAUAUAAGACUCAAAUAAAUCGGCAGUAAAUUACAAAUAUGGCACAAAAAAUUAGGUCUAGGUAAUGGGCCGCCCCAACCCCAAAACUCCUCUAAACAGAUAUAUUAGACGUUCACGUCAAUAUAAGACUCAAAUGAAUCGGCAGUAGAUAUGGCUUAACCGACUAUGGUAAUAUGGAGCUCAAAUCCACAGCAUUUGAAAUAAAGAACGAAUUUGAUAUCCAUUUUCAGGGCAAAGUUUCGGUGGUCGCCCCAGCCCCAAAACACCCACCAAACGGUUCAUAUUUACCUACCGUGGCAAUAUGGGGCUCAAGUUAAAGGGAUUUGGGAGUGGAUCACGAAUUUGAUAUCCAUAUUUGAGUCGAAUUAAUUCUCAUUCUUUUCGGUAAAUUUACACUCAUUUUCGGGACAAAGACCCUGGGGAUCACCCUACACUCAAACAUAACUUAUUUAGCGAUUAUGCCAUUAUGGGGCUCAUAUAAAAUGUAUUAGAAAGUAGAUCAUGAAUCUUAUAUUUACUUUAAGGGUCAAGUGUCUGAACAUAUUUGAGGAAUAUGGCUAAAAGAGGCUCAAAUUUGAUAUCUGUUUUAUGGUCAAGUGUUUCAGGGACGAACCAUCUCUUAAACUUCCCUUGAACCAAACAUAUAUACCGCUUAUAGCAAUAUGUAACUCAAAUGUCGUUUUUGGGAGUAGAUUAUGAGUCUGUUAUUCACUUUCGGGGCAAAGAGUUUGGCUACUCCAAUCCACCACCAAAACCAAUAGAAUGAAGUAGCUCUAAUAUCCUAACUUUAAUGGACGGACCCUCCAGACGCCAGAUCUCGGAGAUGGGUGGGGCUAUUUACACGAAACUUAGUUUGUUUUUAAUAAAUCUAAUAAACAGAAAUUUGGUAUACUUAUUUAAGGUAGGAUGCCUAGGGCGUUUGCCCCACCUCCAAAGCCCGCCAAACGCAAAUUUAAACCAAUAAUGGAUGAAGGCGCAGCGAAACGGGCCCUGUCCAGCUAGUAUCUUAUAAGAAUAAAAUUUCACUCAGAACAAAAUUAUGACUCGGUUAAGCCAUGUCCGUUAGUUUGUACGUGAAAAAAUUGCAAUUGUCAUUCGGUCAUCUACGAAUUGGGCAUGGACAUCACGCAGACGAGCUGAUGUAUACGCCUCAUUUGAAUGUCGAAUUCAUUCUGAAUUCUUAAUAUGUCGACUUUCUCACAAUCACAUCUUUCCAUCUCUCUCCUUUUAGCAUAAUAGACUUUUCUCCUCUCGUCUUUUCUCCUGAUUCAUCUCCUCCAUCUGCAGGGUUGCUCUGUAUGCCACAAUCUUGGCUUCAGCAGCAUAUGGACACUCCUGUUCGUAUCAUGUCUUACUUUGAAGGAGUGUUCUUGUGCCCAAGAACAGAUUUUGAGGCAAUUUUCCUAGAUUGGGCAAUGGUUUGCCACUGCGCCGUUAUGUUUUCGGAAAAAGGAGAGCUUUUAUCAAGCAUUUGGGUCACUCCAGUGGAGUAUGCAGUUGCCAUCUGUUGUAUUUGCAGCUUAUCGUCUCCCAGUUCCAGUGUAGGGCCAGAUCCUACUUUUCUCUUUACUCGCCACUUUCAAACGGGUGCGAACCUUUGUUACAAUGUGAUAAUGAUCCGAAUCUAUAUUAACUUCCCGGAUCGAUCGUAAAUCUCAAUUUGGUGUCCUUCUUGUUGAUAUAUUUUCUAAACAGACUCACCUAUACUGUGUUAGUCCAUUGUGAUCUACAAUAGCGACAGACCAACCCUCUAGUGGGAAUCAAACCCAUAACUUCAUCACUGAUAAUACGAGUAUGCUACCAAAUCGACUAACUUGGUGACCAAGGGGUCAACCAUUCGACUUUGUGAAUUUUUAUACCCUACACCGCUACUGUGGCACAAGGUAUUCUAACUUAGUGAAUUUGUUUGUAACACCAAAAAGUAUACCGAUCGACUCAGAAUCACUUUCUGAUUCGAUUUAGCUGUCCGUCUGUCCAUGAUAAUUUGUGUACAAAGUACAGGUAGCAAUUUUCAUCCGAUCGUCUUCAAAUUUGGUAUGGGCAUGUUUUUCGGCUUAGAGACGAUGCCUAUUGAAUUUGGAAAAUCGGUUCAGAUUUGGAUAUAGCUUCCAUAUAUAUGUUCGUCCGAUUUGCAGAAAUAAUGCAAUAAAAUGGUCAUUUGUUAACCGAUUCUCUCGAAAUUUGGCAGGAAGGAAUUUCUCACGACUCUCGAUAUUACUGGUGGAUUUCAUAGAAAUCUGUUCAGAUUUAGAUAUAGGUCUCAUAUAUAUAUCGCCCGAUUUUAACUCCUAGACAAGCGCAUUUAUUGACCAAUCUUUCCAAAAUUUUGUACAACGCUUUCCUCGACGACUUCCACAAUAUCCAUAUAGUUUGUUCGAAAUCGGUUUAGAUCGCAUGUAUAUAUGUUCGUCAGAUUUUGGAUAACUUGUUGUCAUUUGUCAACCGUAAUAAGAACAUUUUGAACGUAUUUGCUUCGCUCGAAAUUUGAUACAGGAAUUUUAAUAAUGUAUCUGGAUACAUCUGCCGAGGUUCAUCAAAAUUGGUUCAGAAUUAGAUGUAGCCCCCUUUUGUAGGUCGGCACCGCCCGACUUUUGCCUUUCCUUACUCGUUUAUGUUGAUAAUAAGGUAAUGAUCCGAAUCUAUAUUCGACCCUCGGAUCGAUCAUACAUCUAACACGCUUGUUUUGUGGCUAAUCUCUCAUUCACCAGAGUAUACCUGGAGACAAGGUGUUUCCGUUUACGACUAACCACAAAUCCAAAGACAAAUUCAUGCCUCGUGUAAUGGCAGCUAUAAGUCCGCAGCUGUAAUCCGCAUACUGUAACUUCUCUAUAAAAAGUCCGCACAUUCUGGUGCAGUUCAGCAGAUCAUAGUAAUUUUUUCGUUUGUAUGGGUCGUCAACUUGAGCAUAGUCAAUUUUUUGCUAUUUCUUUGUUUCUCUGCGUUUGGAUUUCCGGGGGCGGGUUACCGGUCAAGCGCCCAACCACAUUGUUUAUGUGGAAUCACACAUGUAUCCCUUGAUAUUGCUUGCCGUUUAUUAUCAAACUAGCGUUUAAGAUAAAAAUUCUUUAAAAUCAAGUAAAAAAUCUUUCUUCAAAAGAAUUGUUUACCUAAAAAAAAAUUAAAACAUGGAUAUCUUUAAAUUAAAUUCAGCAUUUUUUGUUCGAAUCUUUCAAGUUAGAACAUUUUUUUGAGUGUAUAUGAUCAAGGAAUUUUGUACAUGUCCCUAUUUGCAACUGUAGUUAAGGUGUAGGGCAUUACAUAGUCUGCAUCGCCCAAAUUUCUCUUUCCUUACUUCAUAGUUUAAAUUUCACCAUAAAACAAAAUCGAUAGAAACAGUUGACUUGUGUCUUUGUAAUAUUUUGUUGAGUUUUAAUUCGACAUCACUAACAAGCAUCCUAGCUCUUAUUUUAUAAACAUUUUGCAUACAAAAGCCAAUGAAACAAAAAUAUAACAAGUGGCGAGCUUUGAAAAUGCUACCAUCAGUUGUCACAAUAACCACUGCAGUCUCAUUAUCAGUCAUGGUGUCUCAGUAUUUUUCACAGUCAUGGUAAUUAAAUGUUCUCUCAAGCGAAAGCAAGAAUCAGAAUAAAAACGAACGUACACACUACCAACUCCAGCUAGGUACACAAAUACACACACACACAGAUAGACCCACACACAGAGACACACUAAUGAGUGCUGUGAGAAGUUUAAUGAAUGUUAAGUUUUAGUUUUAAUUAGAGACAUUGGAAGACAUCAUCAUUGUAAAUAGCAUUAUAGAGUAUUUAAAUUUAAGUUUUUCUUUUCUUUCAUUGUAUCAUUAAAAGAAAUAGUUUGUAAAAAAAACUCUUUAAUAUGUGUAAUUGUAUUUAGAGUAACUGAAAAAGCAGAAAAUGAAACCGAAAAAAAGGAAUUAUAAGAAAUUGAAAACAAUACGAAAAUCAACAAAAAUAACAACAAUAAUAUUGAUAGUAUUUAUAAUA
Messenger RNA from Stomoxys calcitrans (stable fly), 9375 nucleotides. RefSeq names its product protein scabrous (gene sca). The transcript has 4 exons. The record is from RefSeq and is a predicted model, not a curated record. NCBI's taxonomy places the organism in Eukaryota, Metazoa, Arthropoda, Insecta, Diptera, Muscidae. Bases 413 to 3109 code for a protein of 898 amino acids.